Messenger RNA from Trichomonas vaginalis G3, 309 nucleotides. RefSeq lists its product as uncharacterized. Lineage: Eukaryota; Parabasalia; Trichomonadida; Trichomonadidae. The transcript has a single exon. The record is from RefSeq and is a predicted model, not a curated record. Bases 1 to 309 code for a protein of 102 amino acids.
AUGCGUAUAAACAACACUUUCUCUGCUGGUUUGCCUAUUGUUCAUUCGAAUGCAGAGUUUUCAGCUUUAGUAAACUCAAACACUUUGGCAAACAUAAACUUAACGUUAGUUGACGCAAACUUUGUUCCUGUAAAACUUUUAUGUCCUAUGUAUUUGUCAAUGACGGCAGAAAGUUUCGAAUUGGAAGAUGCAACUGGUGAAAGUAUUGUAUUACAAGAACAACUUCAACAACAAAUAGCUCAAGAACAACAAAUGCAACAAAUGGAACAAAUGCAACAACAAAGUCAAGAACAACAAAGUCAAGAAUAA